AACGCAAACGCGGAAGCGACGGCUUUCACGGGUAUUUUGUACAGAGUGGAUGUGUGGUGCCGUGUUUGACAAUCGGAAUCGUAGGCUUAUUUGUCUCUGGAUUUGGACGCUCUUGAGACGCAUGCAGCCCGGUGUGCCAUGAUUCCCAUAGCGGUGGUGGUGUGUGUGAUGGGCGGCUGGUGUACUGUAUAUCUGGCGGACACGCUGCUGCGGUCAUCCAGUUCGGUGAAGAACCGCUAUGAAUCCUGGUUAUCCUCAAAUGGAUUCACUCUCUCUCCGUUCCAUAUUAAAUGGCACACUGGCAUGUUCAACCGUCUGUUUGCCAGAUGUGCUCAUCUCAACCCUCACUUUCUUUACAUCUGGUUCAGUGCUGGUAUGGUGUUCGGGGUUCUGGCGAUGUUUGGCUCUGUGGGUCUCCUGAGCAAAACGUUGCUGCAGACUUUGAGGCAAAUGAUGGCAGAGACACCAGAGGGGUCGCAUGAACAGGUCUUGCAAGUGGUGGUGCCUGGUGUGAACCUUCCUGUCAGUCAGCUGGCCUAUUUUUUCAUUGCCAUCUUGGUCAGCGGAGUCAUACAUGAGUUUGGCCAUGGGGUGGCAGCACUGAGGGAGCAGGUGAGGUUGAAUGGUUUUGGCAUGUUCAUGUUUGUGGUUUAUCCUGGAGCAUUUGUGGACCUCUUCACCACACAUCUGAACCUCAUCUCUCCAAUCCAGCAGCUUAGAAUAUUCUGUGCCGGUGUAUGGCACAACUUUAUGCUGUGUGUUGUGGCCCUCAGUUUCCUGUUCCUGCUGCCCAUCUUCCUGUUUCCCCUUUAUUACACUGGAGCAGGGGCGCUUGUCACUGAGGUGGUGGAGGGCUCCCCUUCAAGUGGACCUCGUGGGCUGUUUUUAGGAGAUCUGAUUACCCAGCUGGAGGACUGUACUGUUCAGGGAGUGCAAGACUGGCACAGCUGUGUUCAGCAUCUAUCCCAUAAUCGUCAGACGGGAUACUGCGUUCACACUGCCAAACUGCAGCUCAGUUGGACACAAGGAAGAGCAUUCAAGCGUCUCGAUGGCACUAUGGAAUGCUGUGGGAACAACAGCUUGACAGACCUCUGCUUCUCUUAUAGUAAUAACGUUGAGAGCAAAUUGUUUGCCUGCCUGCCGGUCAGAAAGACCAUUGAAGCGAGCCGUACAUGCCGUACCAACACAGACUGUCAAACAGACUUCAUCCCAAGCUUGUGUUUAAUCCCGUCUCUGGAGAACCAGACCAGACUGAUUCGGGUCAAACACCCACCCCAAACAGACAUGCUGUUUGUCGGCUACCCUUCACACCUACAAUAUUCAGUGAGUCUCACCAACUUCGUUCCUCGUUUGGGCUUUCUUCAUCCAGACCUGCCUGUCAUGCUGGAGACUUUCUGCAAAUACCUCGUCUCAUUGUCUGGGGCCCUCGCGGUGGUAAACGCUGUCCCGUGUUUUGCGCUGGAUGGCCAAUGGAUGCUCACAGCGUUUCUAGAAGCCACGUUGAGCUCUGUGAUCCCAGAAAGGAAUAACCGAGAGCUGAUCGGCUUCUUUUUUCUUCUGGGAGGCAGCGCCCUUCUAGCGGCCAAUGUGGCUCUGGGUCUGUGGAUGGUCACGGCACGGUAACAUAUAGGUGUCUCCUCCAAUCAGACCGUUUGGGGGAAAUUGCUUAUUGAAGAACCUUCUUGAGCAAAUGGAAAGGUGGUUUUACCUUUGUUGGUAAUUGCCAGAUUGCUCACCCUGAGACGGCGUCCGGAGGGUUAAAAGUGCUGCUGUACUCGAGACAACUCUUAAUCGAUGUGUUCUUAGGUUUGAAUGGCUGACCUAGAAACAAGCAGUAAAAAUGAUCUUGAAUCUGCAUGAUUUUACUCAGUGACCUCAGGACAGUGCCAAUAGUGCCCCUUUGAUAAAUACAUGUCAAAAGUGUGUUUACUUCAUCAUGUGAACUGAUAUCAACAAAUACAUGGAGGAUUCCAUGGGCAUUACUUGCCUGUGUGGACUCUGUCUUCCUAAAGUACAUAGCCACACAUAAUAUGUGUAGUUUUACAUUAUACAUUCUUUUCUUAAUUGUCUGUAGUUCACACAUCAGCUCAACCCAAACAUUUACAAGUGUACUGCAUAAAUAAAGCCAACUAAAAUGACCUGAGAUGGGAAAUUUGAGAAGCAAAUAAAACAGGUGCACUGAGUAAUCUAUAGAAAUUUGAAAAUCUCCAGCCAAAUUUGCUUGUGUUAUCUCAGUGAAAACUGUGUAACUGAGCAUUUAACUCAGUUUUGAUUUUUAACUCAAUGCUGAAAUUAUUUGUACAAUGGCAUCUGUAACUGAAAAUGUUUGCUGUUGCAUGAUGCUGCAUCCACACCACUAGGUUUCAAUA
Messenger RNA from Labeo rohita (rohu), 2369 nucleotides. RefSeq names its product membrane-bound transcription factor peptidase, site 2 (gene mbtps2). Gene Ontology annotation, molecular function: metalloendopeptidase activity; protein binding. Lineage: Eukaryota; Metazoa; Chordata; Actinopteri; Cypriniformes; Cyprinidae. The transcript has 11 exons. Gene Ontology annotation, biological process: regulation of response to endoplasmic reticulum stress; membrane protein intracellular domain proteolysis. The record is from RefSeq and is a predicted model, not a curated record. Gene Ontology annotation, cellular component: membrane; cytoplasm. Bases 139 to 1623 code for a protein of 494 amino acids.